GGCGGCGGCGGCGGCUCCUCCUCCUCCUCCCAGCGAAAGCGGUUCCCCCAGCGCCCAGAGCGGGGCCCCGCGGAGAUAACCCCUCCUCCCCCCUCCCCACCCCGCCGGCACUCGUGAGGGGACGGGCUGAGCUGGGCAGCGGAGGCAGCACCGGGAGCAGCGAGCGGCGGGAGGAGGAGGAGGACGACGAAGAGGAGGAGGACGAGGCGGCGGCAGCGGCAGCUCCGGGACCCACGUUGUGGGAACAGCGGCCGCGGGAGGGAAAAGUGCCUGCGGGGGGUGGGGGGGGCAGAGCGGGCGGUUCGGUUUCCUGCGCUGUGGGGACAGUCGGCUUCCCCCCCUGCCCCCCCGUCUCCUCCUCCUCUUCCUCCCGUCUCCUUCCUUCCCCGCGGCGGGCGAAGAUUGCAGACCCUCCCGGAGCAGCCCCCGGCUUCUUGGGGCUCGCCCCCCCGCCCCCUGUGCCCCCUUUUUCUUCUGUGGCGGCGGGCGGUGUGAGCUGCGGGGCUUGGAAUAUGGUCGGGGAAAUGGAAACGAAGGAGAAGCCCAAGCCGACCCCAGAUUACCUGAUGCAGCUGAUGAACGACAAGAAGCUCAUGAGCAGCCUGCCCAACUUCUGUGGGAUCUUCAACCAUCUCGAGCGGCUGCUGGACGAAGAAAUUAGCAGAGUACGAAAAGACAUGUAUAAUGACACGUUAAAUGGAAGUACAGAGAAAAGGAGUGCAGAGCUUCCUGAUGCUGUGGGACCUAUUGUUCAGUUACAAGAGAAACUCUACGUGCCUGUAAAAGAAUACCCCGAUUUUAACUUUGUUGGAAGAAUCCUUGGGCCCAGAGGACUAACAGCUAAACAACUGGAGGCAGAAACAGGAUGCAAAAUAAUGGUCCGAGGAAAAGGGUCAAUGAGGGAUAAAAAGAAGGAGGAACAAAACAGAGGCAAACCCAAUUGGGAACACCUAAAUGAAGAUUUACAUGUACUAAUCACUGUGGAAGAUGCUCAGAAUAGAGCAGAAAUCAAACUGAAGAGAGCUGUUGAAGAAGUAAAAAAAUUAUUGGUACCUGCAGUAACCUGGUGGUCCCCUGCUCCUGGGGACUCUCUCCCAUUGUUGCAGAGACAUUGGAUAUGCUUUGUUCUAUCACCUCAGAACUCUCAAGCUUCAAGUAAUUUACAAGCCUCUUGUUUUAUGUUAGGGAUUAAGGCAGAAGGAGAAGACAGCCUUAAGAAGAUGCAGCUGAUGGAACUUGCAAUUCUGAAUGGCACCUACAGAGAUGCCAACAUUAAAUCACCAGCCCUUGCCUUUUCUCUUGCAGCAACAGCCCAGGCUCCAAGGAUUAUUACUGGGCCUGCGCCUGUUCUCCCACCAGCUGCCCUGCGUACUCCUACGCCAGCUGGCCCUACCAUAAUGCCUUUGAUCAGACAAAUACAGACCGCUGUCAUGCCAAACGGAACUCCUCAUCCAACUGCUGCAAUAGUUCCUCCGGGACCUGAGGCUGGUUUAAUUUACACACCCUACGAGUACCCUUACACACUGGCACCAGCUACGUCAAUCCUUGAGUAUCCUAUUGAACCUAGUGGUGUAUUAGGUGCGGUGGCUACUAAAGUUCGAAGGCACGAUAUGCGUGUCCAUCCUUACCAAAGGAUUGUGACCGCAGACCGAGCCGCCACCGGCAACUAACCUAUGACCUUCUGACCUCUGAACUCUUCACCCAAUGAUGACCUGACCAUGCCUGCCUGCUGAUCAGUUAACUGGUAAUCGCCUUUGCUUGCCUGUCAUCAGUGCAGCGAGCUGAGGCACUUGUCCGUUCGUCUUACCAUCUAACCAAACAAAAGACAAAGAAAUUGUUGUCCUCCAACUCCGCUUUUUUCCCCCCUGUUUGGGUGAAAGUGGUUCUAGAACCUGCACUGAAUAGUAGUAAAGCAAUAAGGUCCAAUCCAUCCCUCAGCACUGAUCAUCCUUUUGCGUUCCGCCCUAAACGAACGGUAAGAAGGCCUCUCUUAAGAAAUGGAGACGAAUGGCCCUUAACUACCCGAUGACAGAGGCAGUUACUGUGAGAGACUUCUAGGAAUCCUUUUCUUCUCAUAGUGAAGUCAAAGCUCUCUCUCUCUCUCUCCCUCUCUCUGAAUGUACUGUGCGAUGAUGCAUCAUGCAUGAACCUUUGGUCAGGGAUGUCAUUGGUGAAGUGAUUUCAAAAAAGUAUUCAAAAUUUGACAUGCUGUUUAGUCACUACAGUGCCCUCAAAGGGCAGAAGUUGCAGCCUUUUUUAUAUUGCCUGCCAAAUUUGAUGUAGUAAAAGAAAGUGUGCCAUGAAAGAAAAAUUAACAAGGAAUUUUGAAAACUAAUGCAAAGAACAAAACUGCAACACUAUUUUUUAAAAAAGAAAAAAAAAAUCUGAGUUAAAAUUACCGAGCCUGUGUUUUACACCUCCUUAAAAGAUUAUAUGAGAACAAGGUACAUGCAUUAUGUGUCACAUUACUGGGCAAACUGUUCAAAUAUUUUUUUUAAACCUCCCUGUAUAGAAAAAUCAUUAAGGAUGUAAAAGCCAUGCUUGCCUAUUUGCUGUAUACAUGUAAUGAAAUUGUAGAUAAAGUGUAGUGCAUUGAAACAAAUGAACAAAAAAAGUAGAUACUUUUACUAUACAAGGGUGCUGGUGCAGAAAAAAAAUAUAUAUUUUUGGAAAUGUAGCAUUUUAUACUUUCAAGUGUUAUAAAAAAAAAAGAAAAAAAGAACAAAGAAACCCUUUAUUUCAUUAAAUGAUUUUUUCUGGUGGUUGUCAAGAAACAAAAGACCAAAAGAGCCUUUUUGUCUUUCUUUUUUAUUUUUUAAGUAUUGGAAUAAGUCUAAAGAAAAGAAAGUGCCUUAUUUUCCUUCAUGGUCAUUUAGUCAAGUGUCUCCUAAAAUCAGCUCCUCCCUCUGAUAACAAGUGAAUGCAUGCCGCUCCGCCCAGUGUGUGAGAAGGUGAGGGGGAAGACACAUGAGUUGAUGGUUUGAAUUAAAAGAUAUUUGCUGUUACCUUGAUGCAAUUUGCCAAAUCUGAUACUGUGAAAAAAAAAAUUGAUAACUUUUCUAUCUUAUGCCAGACUACUCAUUCAUUUUUAAAACAUGUUCAUUCUUUUAAAAUCUUAAGUACUUUUGUUUCAUGCACUUGCUCAACCCAAACCCAAAGGAUCUGAGACAAAAACUGUGUUAUUCUCUUUCUCACUAUCAGAUUAAAAGAAGUAGAGUGCUGUUUUGUUUUUAGGGGAUGAGUUAUAUUCUUAAUGAUUGAAAUAGUAGUGACUUUUAUUUCACAAAAUAAAGUUUUGUGAAUUUUAGCAAUUUUUAGUCCAAAAGUUACUUAAAACUUAACCAAAAUUUUAUAGAGCUUAUAUCUGCCAUGUCAGAUAAUUCUGAUACAACUUUUUCAUUAGUUCUAACUUUCUUUGCUUUUCACUUUUAAAAGAAUGUUAGAAAUUAGCAUUAAUUUGCAUAUAAAGGCUCAACUAUCUAUCUAUCUCUCUCUAUAUAUAUAUAUCCGUUUAAGCUUCCUAAUUCAUGUGAAGUUCAAACAGUUGGCCUUGUGUAAUAGUUGAAGCAAUUUGUGCACAAAGCUGAUUUCUAAAUACCUAAGUGAUUAUUCAUUUUUUAACAAACCAGUACCAGACAUGGCAAAUUAAUUAUCAAGUAACAUUGUGUUCCCCAACUUAUCAACUCAAUCCCUCUUACAUACCUUCACAGCUUUUAAGUCAAAGGUCAGCAGUAAAACUCAGUAAGCACCUGCAUGGUGACCUCAUCUAUCACCUUGUCUCACUUGGAAAUAAUUUUCAGUUUAUUUACUAUGCAAUAGACAUUCAUCCCUUUGUAUUCAGCUAGCUUUUGUUUAAUGUGCUACUGCUUUGUCUUCCUGUUACAUAUGCAAUAUUUUGAUUUCCUUACAAUAUAUGCUGUGCCAUUUUGAUUUUUAUUUUGGUUGGUUGAAUAAACUCGCGACACUCAAAAUAUUUGAGGAGAGAUUUGCUAAAAUGAUACCAGUAUUUGUUCCAGUUUCAUCUCAACUAUGAUAAACCUGGACAUUUUAGAUGUUUAUCAAAGGUCUUUUAUUGGGAAGAAAGUAAGUGUAUGAAAUAUAUGUGUGACAUUUAUGAGUAAUGUUUGCUCUAAACAAACUUUUGAAAACUUAGUUGACGCAAUUUUUGAUCAACUAAAAAAGCAUGACUUUUGAAAUCUCUGAAUGCCUUGGUUCUCAGUAUUAUCAUUCUUUAUUGAAUUUAUUUCUUAUUAAAAUAUGUAGUUUUAAGACUUUUUUUCUGACAGUAUUAUGUAAUUUUUUUUAGAGUGGGUAGAUGGGAGUGUCGCUUGUAUGCUACCGUACAGCUGACAUGUAUUUUGUCUAUUCUUUAUUAUCUUAGUAGUUUCAUGCUAUGUAUGUACCAUAACCAACCUAUUGCCUAUGAGAAACAUGUAAGAUAAUGUAUUUACAGCCAUUGUUACAAGUUUAUAAUGUAUUUUUCUAUCUUGUUUUAUAUGUAUGUUAUAUAACAUUCAAAAAGAAUUUUUUUCCUGAUUGAGAAAAGGAUACAAAAUGCAAAACCCACAAUUUUGAUAACUGAAAAUUGCCAAUUGUUUUGCAGUACUUUAUUAUAUUGAGAGUGUUGUCUUUCUUGGGCUUUUAGUUAGCUACUGAAUGAAUACAUUAGACACAUUUUGGGUUUUAGUUGGGAUUUUACAUAGCUUGCAUUUUAAUUCUUUGGUUCUUUGCUGUUUCUAUUAACCCAUAGCAUUAUUUUAAUAAAUGUUAUAAUACCAACCUACUAACUCUGGACUGUGUCUGUUUAUUAACCUAUACAUGUUUAAUUAAAAUCAAUAAAUAAAUAAAGACAGAAGAAUGUAAAGUCUUGAGUUACUGGACUAACCCUGAAGAACGUGACCACAGAUAACACAGCGUGACUUGUUUUUUAUGUUGUUUGUCAGCUGACAAUUUCUGCACACUACUGUUAAGUUGGCUUUGGUUAUUCUGGCCUUUUCCCUUGGGGGUAGAUGCCAGUAGAGAUGGGAACAAAGGAGUAUCUACUGGAGGCAUUCUACUUGUAGUCUUGUCACUUGGCCUUUCAGCAUCUGCAUUACUAAUUCCACACUUUCUUAUUUUUCUUCCUCCAAAAUAAUCACUAUCUGCUCACAGCAAAAGAGCAAAGAAAGCUCAGUGUGAUGAUAUACCAACAUAAACCAGUUUGAUUCUUUGUUGAACCAUUUCCUCUAGCUUCUCUAUAAGGAGCAGGUAAUUGUUAGUGAUCUACACUAAAAAGCAAAGAACCUGGUUAUUGCUUAAAAUUUUCUUAAUACUUGUAACAAGUUGAUUUGAUGUUUUUCUUUUGUAAAGCUUCAACAGUGUUAAACUUUAUUAUUAUGGUUAUAGUUAUCUGUCAUUAUUAGCUCAGGGAACUACAACCUACCUAAAGCCAAAGGUUAAAUUGAUUAUUUCUCGUAAGGUGAUUGGCUGACAUAUAAAAACAGCAAACAACUUUUUAGAUACUCCAAUUGGCAUUUUCUCAAGUUUUCUUUCCCCUUCUGUGUCCCACCCUAUUUCUUCCACUCCUUUAGAGAAUUGAUUAAAACAUAGAAUUGAAGUGGGGGGAAAAUUAGCAUUUAAAAGUUGUAUUUGGUGAAUUGUCCAUGUGCAAAUUAUAAGAAUUGUGAGACUUAUUAUAACUACUUUAAUGUUUAUAUAAGUUGCAAUUUUAUUAUGACCACUUAGAUUUAUGAACACAAAUUACAUGCAAUGAGACCACCUGUUAAUGGUAUAAUUUUUCAUGUUCAUCUUUUUAUUUCACAGAUAAUGCUUGUUUUUCUUUUCUGUGAAAAUAUUUUUCUAGGUGAUAAAAUCCUAAAAAUGAAUAAUUGCAUUUAUAAAAGCAGAUUUAUUUCUGAGAGUUGUAAGCAAUUAACCACCUGAGUUCCAAAAAGGAUUUUUUUUUGGGGGGGGGGGGGGGGGGAAAUGUAGAGGAAGUUCCAGAGAAGUAUUUAAGGAACAGGUGGCCUAGAUUGAUGGAAUAGGCUAUGGUCGCUAUGGCGAAAACAAUCUGUUGGAUCAAACAUCAGAGUUUUUUAAUAAAAGAAAUUCAAGUGGUUAUAAUUUAUAUUGAUUAAUUAUAAAAAAGGUUUUCAUUGUGUUUUUUUCUCUUUAAUUGGUUAUAAUGGUAAUUAUAUAGAUGUGGCUCUCCUUUGCUGCUGCUUACAAAAGACAUUGAUGUUCUUUUCUUUAAAUGCCAUAAAAGUUUAACAGUAGAACUUGAUUUACAAGUUUAUUCUUUGUGGGUAGUACCUUGUCACUUAUUUUGAAGGGUUUCUAUGAAAUUGAUAUGUACAUAUUCUGGAACCCUCAUUAUAGUCUCAUCUCACUUUCAGCUAGUGGUACUACUUAAGGUGUAAUUACUGUGAUAGAGCCAGGUUAUAGGUACAGCAGCUCUUGAUUCCCUGUAACUGAGUUUUGCUGCUCUUUCUUGGCAAGAGAUUGUCAUUUGGUCAAAAAUCUCAACUCCUGAGGCAAAAUUUUGGCAACAUUUAUUGUAAAACUUUUUGUGGGAGAAGUCUAAAAGGCACUUUAAAAAAGAUUGAAAUACUUUGCAAAUCUCAUUUUUAAAGUCAGUUUAAGAUAGUUGUAGAAUGUCAUCAUACACAAAACUGAUAAACAUCAGUUAUCAGUUUGAAAAGUCAUCUGGAAGUUUUGAACUUUCAAUUAAUAAGCUUAUUUAAUAUAGUUAAUUAGAAAAGAAUUAGAAUUUUUUUUUCCUUAGGACAGAUGUCAGGAAAUAUAUCAAGUGACUCUGGAUAUUCAUUAGUUUAAUUAUAAUAGUUUAAAUUACCUAUUUUUAAAGUAUCUGUGCAUGAAACCAAAAUUUGUGUGUGUGUGUGUGUGUGUGUGUAUACAUAGUCAGUUUUUAAAGAGUUUUUUAAUUACUUUUCUAGUUCACUGAAUGAUAGAUUUCUCUACUUUGUACCAUACCAAAAAUAAUUUCUUUAGCAGAGACCUUCUUAAUAUAUAUUAGUAUUUUAUAUGCAGCAGUAUUAGGUUUAGCAGGCUUUGAUUGGCUGAUAAUACAAUUCCAAAAAGUUAACAUUUUAAUAGGGCAAAAUAUACUUAGGAACAAAAUAUACUUAAAAUAUACUGAAGCUUUUAGUAAGCUGCCUUAUGAAAUUUUUGGACUGUUUCUUAGGAAGUUUUUAUCAAAUGUAUGUUUUAGCAUAUGUGUUGCCAACAUUGAGGGAUCAUGUAAAACCAUGCUAAUUUUCUCUUAUCACAAUUAAUAAACGCUUUCAUUUUGAAAUGAAAAAUUUUUUAACUGGUUAUAAUCAAUUCUGUAUAACACCAUGGAACAAAUUUUAAAACAUUCCUAUGGUGCAUUUUAUUUAACAUUUUACCUUGCAUGCUUUUGUUUCAUGGCAAAAUGUCUUAUCAGGAUAGCAUUUUUAACAAAAUCAUGUACAAACUUGGUACUCAAUGCUGAAUCAAACUGGUUAACCUAAGCACAAUGCUUUCUUUCCUAUGUUUCUGCUGCACUAAUUGCCAGUGAAAAAAUUCACUAAGUAGUGGUGGGUGGUAUGUGCAGCACUGUUGACAGUAUUGAUUCCUCAUUGCUGACUGUUUUUCUGUGGGGAAAUAAACUCCCAGGGCAAAAGUUAAGUUACACCUAAAAAGUGCUACAAUUAACUAUAUUAUAUUACCAAAUAUAUUUUAUGAUUUAUGUCAUAACAACUUAUGUGAAAAUUUAGUUUUGUUUAUGGAAAAUGUAUAUGGUGGUGGGAAACGGAUAUUCCUACUACACAUGUGAAUGGAGAAUAAUACAUGAUUACUGUACCUAAUGAUGUGCAAUAAACCAACUGGAACAGGUGCAUGUGCUUUAUCCUCAAAAGCCAGUUGCAGCUAAAAUGCUGCAGUUAGUUUUAUUACUGAAAAAAAAAUUUUUUUUUUGAUGUAUCUGAAUGUCAGAAUAAAGAUUGCACAUUUUAACUUUAAAUUUGCAUUUAAUGCUUUUAGUAAUAUUUGAAAAAGAACUUAGUUUUGAGAUUUUAGAACUCAAUGUUAACCUAAAGAAUCACUGUAAUCUUUGGUAUGAUUUCAGUGAGUAGAAAAGGAAAUGAAUAAAUAAACACUACAAAUGGC
This is a messenger RNA of Sarcophilus harrisii (Tasmanian devil), 8130 nucleotides long. RefSeq names its product QKI, KH domain containing RNA binding (gene QKI). Lineage: Eukaryota; Metazoa; Chordata; Mammalia; Dasyuromorphia; Dasyuridae. Gene Ontology annotation, biological process: regulation of mRNA splicing, via spliceosome. The coding region runs from base 513 to 1670 and encodes 385 amino acids. Gene Ontology annotation, molecular function: mRNA binding. The record is from RefSeq and is a predicted model, not a curated record. The transcript has 9 exons. Gene Ontology annotation, cellular component: nucleus.